UCCUCUCAUGCACCUCAGUCAAGCCCAGGCCUCUCACCGCGCUCUACCUUCACUUGAAUUCCUCAUUUUCCGAAAAAGUCCGGGAGUCCGUCGUCUCUCCGUUGGUUACUGCAUGGUAAUUACCCAGUGAUUAGCUGUUGUGAAGAAUUUUCAAGCGCAGUUGGCAGUUGAUAGCGCCUUUCUACGUCCUCCAACCGGAAGUUAUAAUUAUCAGGACUCGAUAUAACUGUCCACCGAGUGAAUAUGGACCGGUGAGGAUCCACAGCGGCUGUGACAUGCGAAUCAUUGAAAAUGAUGAGAAGGAUAGGCGCAAGGUCAGAAGCAUCUGCAGAAAUCCAGGGAGCAUUGAUCCUACUCCUCGUUGCACUGACGCCUACCCUAUGCUCCGCUGGCAUCCUGGAUCCCUGGCAAUGGGCACGCAGUGACAGAAUUGAAGUUAACAUUCCUUGGCUACCCUUCGAGAACGAGACGAGAUGCUACGACGACUUGGGCUGUCUCAACAUCACCAGGAGCUGGUAUCAUCUUAUUCAUCGGCCGUUGAAUGUUUUUCCACUUCCUCGGGAGGUCAUUAACACCCGAUUCAUUCUCUACACUAAUGAGAACCCGACAGAGGGCCAGGUGUUGAUUGUUGCUAAGGAUAAGUCGAUAAAGCGAUCGAAUUUCGAUCCCAAGAGGAAGACAAAGUUCAUUAUUCACGGAUUUAUCGAUACACCGUUGAGCAAUUGGGUGAAGGAGAUGAGGAAUGAAUUACUCAAGCAUGGGGAUUACAAUGUGAUAAUUGUUGAUUGGGCGGGAGGAAGUCUUCCUUUGUACACUCAGGCCACAGCCAAUACCAGACUCGUGGGACUGGAGAUUGCGCAUCUUGUGAAGCAUCUUCAAACAAAUUACGGGUUAGACACGAGUGAUGUACAUCUGAUAGGCCACAGUCUGGGCGCCCACACCGCGGGCUACGCCGGGGAGAGACUAGAGGGGCAAAUCGGGAGGAUAACCGGUCUCGAUCCUGCCGAGCCCUACUUCCAGGGUAUGCCCAGCCAUCUUCGGUUAGACUGGACUGACGCCCAACUCGUCGACGUCAUCCACACUGAUGGAAAGAGUAUCUUCUUCUUAGGGCUUCCAGGUUACGGCAUGAGCCAGCCGUGUGGUCACCUCGACUUUUACCCGAAUAACGGUAAGGAACAACCGGGCUGCACUGAUCUGAGUGAAACAACCCCAUCUCUACCGCUGACCCUGAUUCGCGAGGGCCUGGAGGAGGCGUCGCGUGUGCUCGUUGCGUGCAACCACGUGAGGGCCAUCAAACUCUUCAUCGAGAGCAUCAACUCAAAAUGCCAGUAUGUGGCACACGAGUGCACCGAUUACACCCGCUUCCUCAGGGGGGAGUGUUUCUCGUGCAAAAGUAACAGCAGUUUGAGUUGUGGAAUAAUGGGUUAUCACGCGGAUAACAGUCCGGCCUUGGUGAAGAGGAUUUCAAUGGGUCAGGACGCCUCGGCCCUGCUCGGGUCGAAGUUCUUCUUUUCCACGGGAAAGGAGGAUCCCUACUGCCGGCGACAUUAUAGAAUAACCAUAAAUCUUGCCCGCCCCCCCACCGCCGAGAGCUGGGUCCAGGGCUUCAUGAAGGUGACCCUUCACGCUGACAACGGUGUCAUCAGGAACAUGGACCUCACCCCGAAUGGGUACAUGAAGUUGGAGCACGGAACGACCCGGAGAAUCGUCGUGGCUCAUCCUGGAGGGGCUGCCAAUGAUCUCGGGAAAAUUCGCCGGGUCGAGCUCUCCUGGGCGUACGACAUGGACGUUCUCCAGCCUCGAUCCCUCUGUUUUUUCUGGUGCAACGACAAACUGUACGUCGAUAACAUUGUCGUGGAUAUGAUGGAGCUUCCAGGAAGGGGGAAACGCGAAGCAGACUUCUCCAGCAAACUCUGUUCAGCCUCGCGACAAGAUUACGCCGAGAUAAACAGCGGCUCGAGUGCCUCCUUCGUAGAUAAUUGUUGAUGAUCAACUAAUCACCUGGUAAGAAGCAUCUCAAGAUGACCCAACUGUUGGGCCAGUUGGGGAGACCUCGAUUACUGGCAAUUCUCGAGGCAAAUCAAUCACCUUCGCCGAUCGUUCGAUUCUCCGAAGACAGUCAGUCGUCUUCCGCCAAAGAGGUUUGUCAAUUUCACCGGCAACGAUGCAAUUCAUCCUCCGCUGAUGGAGAUAACAGUGUUCCUGUCCUCGGCAUGCUGAUAGUCAUGUGUGCUGAGCUGACAAUACCGUGUGUUAAGUUAAUACGAAGUGCAAAUUGAUGAGUUCGAAGUGGCUAUUCAUCACGAGUCAGAGAAUCAAAGCAUUUGCGGUAGAUGUUAAGACGUAUACGCUUAAUUGUCAUUAGUACUUAGGCAUUAUCAUCAAUCCCAUUGCUAUCACUAAUAGCUUAUCUUCCUGAGUCCAGGGGACUGUAGUACAAUCGGCCAAAUGAGUUAACGGGAUCUGAAAAUAUAAAUUAUCCUGAUUCCUUUGACGGGAUCAAAUUUCAAGUCUUUUGCGAAUUUCGCGGAUUGUACGUCACUGCAUAUUACGUGGUUCAUUCGAAAAAUCCUUAACCCUUGUGAUAUUUUCAUUGUUUACUGUAGUUUUAUGAUCCUCCAACGUGCGGAACUUUGUCUCCAUUGAUCUUGUGUACAAAUCAAUUUCAAAUCGUUUUGUAUAUUUUGUGUACAAUAAAAAUUGUAGUUACGUUUUUAGAAUUCACUGAUUCAU
Molecule: messenger RNA, 2733 nt
Organism: Diachasmimorpha longicaudata
Lineage: Eukaryota; Metazoa; Arthropoda; Insecta; Hymenoptera; Braconidae
Product: pancreatic triacylglycerol lipase-like
Exons: 9
Coding region: 292-1986 (564 amino acids)
Biological process (GO): lipid catabolic process
Molecular function (GO): triacylglycerol lipase activity
Source: RefSeq, a predicted model, not a curated record